Molecule: messenger RNA, 1569 nt
Organism: Akanthomyces muscarius
Lineage: Eukaryota; Fungi; Ascomycota; Sordariomycetes; Hypocreales; Cordycipitaceae
Exons: 5
Coding region: 1-1569 (522 amino acids)
Biological process (GO): L-serine catabolic process; tetrahydrofolate interconversion; folic acid metabolic process
Cellular component (GO): cytoplasm
Molecular function (GO): glycine hydroxymethyltransferase activity; serine binding; cobalt ion binding
Source: RefSeq, a predicted model, not a curated record
AUGUCGAUUCCUAGCAUUCGUGGCACUUCCUUCGCCCUUCGCGGCGCCUCGCGUCCCAUGGCAGCCUCCGCUGCUAUGCGCAGCAUUGCUCGUCGCGGCAACUCUUCCAUUGCGCUCGAAGGCCAGCAGCAGCUCCUCUCCGCCCACCUCUCCAAGGCUGAUCCUGCAGUCUUCGACAUCAUCGAAAAGGAGAAAAACCGCCAGAAGCACUUCAUCAACCUCAUCCCUUCUGAGAACUUCACCUCUCAGGCUGUUCUCGAUGCUCUCGGCAGUGUUAUGCAAAACAAGUACUCUGAGGGCUACCCUGGUGCCCGCUACUACGGAGGCAACGAAUUCAUUGACCAGUCUGAGCGACUUUGCCAGCAGCGCGCCAUUGAGGCCUUCAGCCUGGAUGCUAACAAUUGGGGCGUGAACGUUCAGCCUCUUUCCGGUGCCCCUGCCAACCUCUACGUUUAUUCGGCUCUCAUGGACACUCACGACCGUCUCAUGGGUCUUGACCUGCCCCAUGGUGGACACUUGUCCCACGGCUACCAGACACCUACCAAGAAGAUCUCAUCCGUCUCCAAGUACUUCGAGACUGUCCCUUACCGUUUGGACGAGAAGACUGGCUUCAUUGACUACGAGAAACUUGAGGAGCUUGCUCUCCUUUAUCGCCCCAAGAUUAUCGUUGCAGGCGCCAGUGCCUACAGCCGUCUAAUUGACUAUAAGCGCAUUCGUGAGAUUUGUGACAAGAUCAACGCCUACAUGCUCGCAGAUAUGGCUCAUAUUUCGGGUCUUGUCGCGGCCAAGGUACUUCCUGGCCCCUUCCAGCACGCCGACAUUGUCACGACGACGAGCCACAAGAGUCUGCGGGGUCCUCGUGGUGCUCUCAUCUUCUUCCGCAAGGGCGUCAGACGCCAGAACCCAAAGACAAAGGUCGAUGAGAUGUAUAACCUUGAGGGCCCAAUCAACAACUCCGUCUUCCCUGGCCACCAGGGUGGUCCCCACAACCAUACCAUCACUGCUCUUUCCGUCGCCCUGAAGCAAGCCCAAACUCCCGACUUCCACGCCUACCAAACACAAGUCCUCGCCAACGCAAAAGCGUUUGCUCAGCGUCUUGGUGAUGACAAGAGCAAGGGUGGCCUUGGUUACAGCAUUGUCAGCGGUGGUACCGACAACCACUUGGUACUUGCUGACCUUAAGCCUAACGGCGUUGACGGCGGUCGUGUUGAGCGUAUCCUCGAACUUGUCGGUAUUGCUGCCAACAAGAACACUGUCCCUGGCGACCGUUCUGCUCUUGUUCCUGGCGGUCUCCGCAUGGGCACGCCUGCUAUGACCAGCCGUGGCUUCACCGAGAACGACUUCGUCCGCGUCGCCGACAUUGUUGAUCGUGCCGUCGCCAUUGCCGUGCGACUAGACAAGGUCGUUAGGGCUUCUGCCAAGGAGAGGGCUGAGAAGAGCCCAGGAAAGCUCAAGUUCUUCCUUGACCACGUUGGCAAUGGCGACAGCGACACUGAGAUUGUUCAGCUCCGCAGCGAAGUCUCCGAUUGGGUCGGCACAUACCCCCUCCCUUGGGACUCUGCCCAGUAA